Molecule: messenger RNA, 1029 nt
Organism: Aspergillus heteromorphus CBS 117.55
Lineage: Eukaryota; Fungi; Ascomycota; Eurotiomycetes; Eurotiales; Aspergillaceae
Product: chitin deacetylase
Exons: 3
Coding region: 189-920 (243 amino acids)
Biological process (GO): carbohydrate metabolic process
Molecular function (GO): hydrolase activity, acting on carbon-nitrogen (but not peptide) bonds
Source: RefSeq, a predicted model, not a curated record
UCUCAAAGACAUCGAUCUCCCUCCUUCCCAAUACUGCAACCAACGUACUAUUAACCAUCAUCAAUCAAAAUGGCUUCAAUCUUCCUCUCCUCCUUGAAUCCUCCCCCCGACUCUCCCCCACCACCUAAGACCCCCUCUCUAUCCUUAUCCCCCUACUUAAUAAUACUAUUCUUAUCCCCCCAUCCACCAUGAUCCUCCGAGCAUCCUUACUCCACCUCUUCCUCACCCUCUUCGCCCUCUUCGCCCUCCUAUCGACCACCUCCAGCCACCCCACCAACCAAUCCCUCCCCUACGGCACGGUGCUAGACCACUGCGUCAUCCCCGGAACCAUUGCCCUGACCUUCGACGACGGGCCCUACGUCUUCACCCCCGCGCUCCUGGACAUCCUAGCCGAGCACGGCGUCCGCGCCACCUUUUUCGUCAACGGCUACCGACUCGCCGAGAACGUCGAUGUUCUUCAGCGGAUCGUUGCGGAGGGGCAUCAGGUUGCUUCGCAUACAUACAACCACGCCUACCUCCCGAGCCUCGACUACACCACGAUUGUGCAAGAAAUGCAAGGGCUAGAAUCCCUCUUCCGGUCCUUUGUCGGCAUCGUGCCCCACUACAUGCGUCCGCCGUAUCUCGCUGUCGACGAGCGCGUCCUCGCCGCCAUGAGCGAUCUCGGCUACCACGUUAUCGGCGCCAGCGUCGACACCAAGGACUUCGAGAAGGAUGAUCCCUGGUUGAUUCACGAUAGUAUCCGGCGGUUCGUGCAGGGGGUUAAUGCCGGAGGGUCGAUUGUGCUCGCCCAUGAUCUUUAUGAGCAGACCGUGUAUACCCUCACUAGGGCGAUGUUGAAGGAGGUGAAGAAGAGGGGGUUGAUGGCGACGACAGUGGCCGAUUGUAUGGGUGAUCCGAAGGAAUACUGGUAUCAUCGCUAGAUAGGCUGGUGGGGUAGGAGGUAGUAGUAUUAUUACUAUGUGGAUUGUGGUGUGAUACCCUGUUUUGUGAGUCCGUCGUGCAGGGGAAUAGACGAAGUCUUGGUUUGUA